UUUUGACUACUUUAAGUUAUGCAAUUGAAUAACUGUAAAAAAGUUGGUAAAAAAAUCCCACAAGAAAGUAUAUAUAGCUUGGGAAGGCAGGGAGUUGAGUUCAUAACAUGGCCCUUUUUCUUUCUUUCUGCUGAGACUCUUCUUCUUCCAAGACAAUGCUUCUUUUGUUCUUCGUUCUGACAAUGGUAGCUCCCAGCGCACCCACACCCACGACGCCAACGCAAGAAAUGAACAACAUCGUGGACGCCCUGAUAGGCGCGGGGGACUUGAGCGCGUGGGUCUCCAUCCUCUCCUCCGCGAACGCCACUGGUCUCCCGGUGAGCGCGACCCUCUUCGUCCCUCGCGACGGAACCGGCAACCGUCCCCCGCCGGACCCCUUCCUCCUCCCCUACCACGUGGUCCCCCAGCGGCUCCUCUUCUCCGACCUCCUCCUCCUCCCCCGGCUGGCCCGCCUCCCCACUCUCCUCGGCGCCAAGUCCAUCUCCGUCACCGACAACUCCCCCGGCAACUUCUCCCUGGACGGCAUCCCCCUCACCCACCCCGACCUCUACUCCACCCCCUCCCUCGCCGUCCACGCCCUCCAAACCUUCCUAAACUACGAUCUCUUCGGCGAUGGCCUCCCCCCGCCGCCUCCGCCUGUUGCCUACGCCAUCUCCACCCACUCGAACCAGGCUGCGCCCUCCUUUUGCUCCCGCCCCGACGACACUGUCUUGCUGCUCUUCUUCUAUUUUCUUCUUCUGGUGCUGCUCUGAUAAGACAAGAAUUAUCAAACCUCACUUUCUUUAAAGUCUUGGUUUAAUUCUCAUUUUGGAAUAGAAUAGAGCUCUUCUGUUUGUCAGCCAAUUGGUUUGUAUGUACUUCUGUAUCACUAUUCAUGCUUCCACUACUUUCUUUCUAAUGUAUAUACCAGGAUUAUGCACUCAUUUUUCUUUCUUUUCUUUUUCUUUCCCACUUUGAACAUUCAAAUUACUUCUUGUUCUUAGUUUCAUUAUUUCAUCACAAAAUAUAUCACAUAAUUCAUCUUUAAUACGAAAGCAACUAUUUUUAGUGUCUGA
This is a messenger RNA of Cajanus cajan (pigeon pea), 1055 nucleotides long. RefSeq names its product FAS1 domain-containing protein SELMODRAFT_448915-like. NCBI's taxonomy places the organism in Eukaryota, Viridiplantae, Streptophyta, Magnoliopsida, Fabales, Fabaceae. The record is from RefSeq and is a predicted model, not a curated record.